UUCAAUCUAUCAGAUCCUUUAAGCUUUACUUGUUUUGGUUGUCAAUGGCAUCUCAACUCAAGUCAUUGUUUUGGAUGCUGCUUAUUUUCUUGCUGCUAUCAAACUUGCAACAACAUUGUAAUGCAGUUGGAGAUCCACAAGUACCUUGUCUCUACGUGUUCGGGGAAUCCUUGUCGGAUGAUGGGAACAACAACAAUCGUUUGACAUUGACAAAAGCCAAUUAUUUACCCUAUGGGGUUGAUUUCCCCAAGGGGCCUACGGGAAGGUUUUCCAACGGUCGGAACAUGCUCGAUGUCCUUGCUCAAAAUCUGGGAUUCGAUGAAUACAUCCCACCCUUUGCUACUGCUAGAGGCGAGGAAAUACUGAGAGGUGUCAAUUACGCAUCUGGUUCAGCUGGAAUUCGCUAUGAAACUGGAAGAAUCUACGGUGAUAUAAUAAGCAUGGAUAUGCAGUUGAAAAAUUACCAAAUUACGUUGUCGCAGAUCAACAAGACGUUGGGAAAUCGAAACAUGUCAACCGUAGAGUACCUAAGCAAGUGCAUAUUCUCUGUUGCAAUAGGUACUAACGACUACAUUGACAACUACUUUUUUCCGCAGUACUACACUACUAGCCGCAUAUACACUCCACAACAAUAUGCUGUUGUUCUCAAUCAACAAUUAUCUCAGCAGUUACAGACUUUGUACAAGUCUGGGGCAAGGAAAUUUGCCCUUUUUGGGCUGGCUGCGUUAGGUAAUAUUCCAUUUGAACGGAGUUCAUGUGGAAGUGGAAGCAAUGGCUCUGCAUGUGUGGACAACAUCAACAAUGCAACCCAACUUUUCAACGUUGGGCUUAAAUCACUCGUGGCUCAACUCAAUACCAAUCUAACCAAUGCUACUUUCAUCUUCAUAAAUGUUUCUGGAAUUGAGUCCAGCCCACCUAUAGCUUCCAAGGUUGCGAAUGUUUCCUGCUGUGAAACAUUGCUAAAUUUAAUAUGCGUUCCAUUUGGAAAGAUAUGCAGUAAUCGGACCAACUAUAAAUAUUGGGACGGAAUCCAUCCGACUGACGCCGUAUAUGCGGUGUAUGGCGAAAGAGCAUACAAAGCCCAGUCUCCAAGUGAUGUUUAUCCGUUUGACGUCAACCAACUCGCACAAGUGUAGGAUAUGGGAAGAGAGGAUUUUUAUGUCAAGUCUAUAAUAUAAUAAUACAUUGCUUGGAUUUGUGUUCCAAGUGCCUCGAAUCUAUUACGUACUCUUAAUAAAGCAAUAAAGUUUACAGAAAUUAUCUUUUUUA
This is a messenger RNA of Corylus avellana, 1269 nucleotides long. RefSeq names its product GDSL esterase/lipase At1g29670-like. NCBI's taxonomy places the organism in Eukaryota, Viridiplantae, Streptophyta, Magnoliopsida, Fagales, Betulaceae. Gene Ontology annotation, molecular function: hydrolase activity, acting on ester bonds. The record is from RefSeq and is a predicted model, not a curated record.